Histoplasma capsulatum G186AR is the source of this 570-nucleotide messenger RNA. RefSeq names its product mediator complex subunit NUT2. Gene Ontology annotation, molecular function: transcription coregulator activity. Lineage: Eukaryota; Fungi; Ascomycota; Eurotiomycetes; Onygenales; Ajellomycetaceae. Gene Ontology annotation, cellular component: mediator complex. Gene Ontology annotation, biological process: regulation of transcription by RNA polymerase II. The transcript is spliced from 3 exons. The record is from RefSeq and is a predicted model, not a curated record. The coding region runs from base 1 to 570 and encodes 189 amino acids.
AUGGCGCCACUAACGUUGAGCGUGAUUGACAAUGAUCUGAAAGAUGUGAUACAACAUCUAUUCGAAAUCCAAUCCGCUGUUCAUGGAUAUCUGGGGUCCGAAACACAACAAGAACUUGUGCGAAAAAUAGAGAAAGACGAGGGAAAAGACGCCUUACACACUCUGCAUCAUCGUUCCACUUUUGAAAACCUGCGAUAUAUUAACUCGAGUGACAAUACUAGAAAAUCCUUGACCCUCUCCCUAUCAACCCUCUCAGAGCAUUCCCGCCCGGACCCCUCGGCUUCCCCAUCCCAAACAUCCCUACGCAUAAAUGAUCCUGACCCGCCCCUCCAAUCCGUUCAACUUCCCCCAGAAAUCAUAGACUAUGUCGACGCAGCACGCAACCCGGACAUUUACACGCGAGAAUUCGUCGAACUUGUACAACGUGGCAACCAGGACUUGAAAGGAAAGGUGCAGGCCUUUGCCAGUUUCCGGGACAUUCUCGCGAGGGAGAUGGCGAGCGCGAUGCCCGAGUGUAAAGGGGAGGUUGAGAGGGUGCUGAGAGUUACUGGCGGAAGUGCCAGCAGUUAA